This is a messenger RNA of Lachancea thermotolerans CBS 6340, 948 nucleotides long. Its product is annotated as KLTH0H13992p. Bases 1 to 948 code for a protein of 315 amino acids. Lineage: Eukaryota; Fungi; Ascomycota; Saccharomycetes; Saccharomycetales; Saccharomycetaceae. Gene Ontology annotation, molecular function: oxidoreductase activity, acting on the CH-OH group of donors, NAD or NADP as acceptor. The record is from RefSeq and is a predicted model, not a curated record. The transcript has a single exon.
AUGACCAACUCCAACUCCAACGGCAUGGUUGAAUCUGCGCAGCAAGAUCUGCCUUCUAUGCCCAAGCUGCAGGACAUCCUUCCUUCUUUCCGCCUGGAUGGCCAUGUGACUAUCGUUACCGGUGGCUCCGGCGGUCUCGCACACACCCUGACCCAGGCGUUGCUCGCCCAAGGGUCCGACGUGGCCCUGCUUGACCUGAGCGUCGAGCGCCUGGAGUACACCCAGCGUGAGCUGCAGGAGUUCGCCAGAGCCAACAACCUCAACAAGGUCACCAUCUCCGCGUGGCCCUGCGACAUCGGUGAUGCCGCCAUUGUCGAGGAGGUUGUGCGCGCGAUCCCUCUAAAGCACAACGGCAUUGUCCCCGACAAGUUGAUUCACACCGCUGGUUACUGCCAGAACAUCCCAGCCAUGGAUUACGAUGCCCGCCAGGCCGAGGCCGUGGUGCGCGUCAACCUCAUGGGCUCUCUCUACAUCUGCCAGUCCAUGUCUAGACAAUUGCUCCAGAAGUCUCAAAGACGUAAGUCCGUCUCCUCGGACUCCAGCGAGGCGGGUGAGGCUGUUCCCCAGUUCCCACACGCCUCUUACGUUCUCAUUGGCUCCAUGUCCGGCUGUAUUGUUAACAACCCACAGCCACAGGUCGCUUACAACAUGUCCAAGGCUGGCGUCAUCCACAUGGCCCGCUCUUUGGCUUGCGAGUGGGCUCGUUACGGUAUCCGUGUGAACUCCAUCUCUCCAGGCUACAUUGCCACUGCGCUAACCAAGAAGGUUAUCUCUGGUUCUCCAGAAGGUGCUGCCUUGCAGCAGGAGUGGACUUCCCGUGUGCCAAUGGGCCGUAUGGCUGACCCUCGUGAGUUCGUCGGUGCCAUGCUCUACCUACUCAGCUCCUCGGCUUCCAGUUACACCACAGGUGAGAACCUUGUUGUCGAUGGUGGAUACACCUGUUGGUAA